UCACGCAUCCGUCACGGUGCCUGAGAAGACACGCCAGUGACGCGCUGGGUCCCCUCCUCCUGCCCACGGACACAUGCUGCUAGGGGUGCAGCCAGCUCGUAGCCCCGAAACACCCUCGCGCGAUGGAGAGGACAAAACUGCCAGGGACAUGGAGACAUAGCAGCACUUAUAUUUUAUGUGCUUAAAAAGCCAUCUGUGGUGGAGCCAGGCGGCAGGCAGGGAUUCCCGGAAGGCAAUGGACGGAGACAGGUGCUCUGGGACUCGAUGGAGGUGGGAACUCUCCUAACAGUCCAUUGUCUUCUGCUGAGAGCCCCAGACUUGCUGCAGAGACCUUCCUUCCCACUCCUCUGCAAAAAGCGCUAGCGAAAACAGAGCACCAUGUACACCUUCCUGCCUGAGAACUUCACACCAGUGAAGCAGAAGCCCUCCAAGGAGCUGAGGCCCAUGCUUGGGGCCAUCUUGCUGGGCCUCAUCCUGUUCAUUGCCGCAGUGGUGGCCUGGUGCUACUACACGGUGUCCCUGCGGAAGGCGGAGCGGCUCAAGACGGAGCUGAUGGACCUGCGGGCGGAUGGCUUCAUCAUCAGGAACCAGCACGGGGAGGUGGUCUUCCGGCUGGCCUUCCGCUCGGGCAGCCUUGACCUGGAGUCGUGCUCCAAGGAGGGCGAGAUUUUGAGCUGCACGCGGUCGGGCGGGGGACCGCUCAACUUCUUCAUCCAGACGGUGAAGCCCAAGGACACGGUGAUGUGCUACCGCGUGCGCUGGGAGGAGCUGGCGGCCGGCCCGGCGGUGGAGCACACCAUGUUCUGGGAGGACGCUCACUGGUACGGGGGCUCGGAGAUGAGCACCCAGCACUGGCCCAUCCGCCUGGCCGGCUACCAGGAGCCCGUGCCCUACGUGACAAGCGAUGUCUACUCCUUCCGCGACAGCUUUGGCGGCAUCCUCGAGCGCUACUGGCUCUCCUCCAAGGCGGCGGCCAUCAAGAUCAACGACUCCGUGCCCUUCCACCUGGGCUUCAAUGCCACUGAGCGCGCCCUCUUCUUCCAGGCCCGCUACAAGGACUCGCCCUACAAGCCCCCGCCGGGGCAGCAGCCCUUCCCCGAGCUCAGCUACCGGGUGUGCGUGGGCUCCGACGUCACCUCCAUCCACAAGUACAUGGUGCGCAGGUACUUCAACAAGCCCUCCAAGAUCCCUGCCGAGAACGCCUUCCGAUACCCCAUCUGGUCCACCUGGGCACUCUACAAGAACAAUAUCGACCAGGAUAAACUCUUGCGAUUUGCCGAGAAGAUCAAGAAGUACCGUUUUAACUGCAGCCACAUUGAAAUUGAUGACAUGUACACGCAAGCCUAUGGGGACUUUGACUUUGACCCCGUCAAGUUCCCCAACGUAACGGAGAUGUUUGCAAAACUGAGGGAGGAUGGGUUUAAGGUCAGCCUGUGGACUCACCCUUUCAUAAACUACAAUUCCUCCAACUUCGGGGUGGGGAUCGAGCGUCAGCUGUUCAUCAAGGAGCCAUCUGGGCGGUUGCCAGCCAUGGUGGAGUGGUGGAACGGCAUUGGGGCCAUCCUGGACUUCACCAACCCAGCAGCCCGGGACUGGUUCCAGAGCCACCUGCGCCAGCUCCGACACAAGUAUGGCAUCUCGUCCUUCAAGUUUGACGCAGGUGAGACCAGCUACCUGCCCAAGCAGUUCAGCACCUUCCGCCCGCUCUCAGACCCCAGCAUCUGGUCACGGCGCUACACGGAGAUGGCCAUCCCCUUCUACGAGCUGGCCGAGGUGCGGGUGGGCUACCAGUCGCAGAACAUCUCCUGCUUCUUCCGCAUCAUUGACCGUGACUCCGUCUGGGGCUACGAGCUCGGCCUCAAGUCCCUCAUCCCCACGGUGCUCACCAUC
Messenger RNA from Pygoscelis adeliae (Adelie penguin), 1890 nucleotides. It is a transcript of the gene MYORG, whose product is annotated as KIAA1161 ortholog. Gene Ontology annotation, biological process: carbohydrate metabolic process; skeletal muscle fiber development. NCBI's taxonomy places the organism in Eukaryota, Metazoa, Chordata, Aves, Sphenisciformes, Spheniscidae. The record is from RefSeq and is a predicted model, not a curated record. The transcript is spliced from 2 exons. The annotation marks the transcript as partial. Gene Ontology annotation, molecular function: hydrolase activity, hydrolyzing O-glycosyl compounds.